UAAAAAAAAAAAAAAAAAAAAAAGAGAUUCUAAAAAUGGAGAUGGGGGCCAGGUAAAGCAGUGUUUUCCAAACCAUAUAUCAUGAGCCACAUAGUACAAGUAAUCAGUGUCAACCCGCACAAAAACCAGGGCGGAAAAACAUCGGAGUGCGUUACGUGUGGCAAGGGCAAGCAUUUCUCCAUGAAACUUCUGCUUUGUUUUUGUGUAUUGAGUUGUGAAGUAAAAUGUGUUUUUUAUUGUGAAUCAGACUUGGAAAAUAAAGUUUGAAAACUGCUGGCCUCCAGCGGUGGCUGAAUGGGCCUGGACUGUCUCCAGGAGUUGGCUGCCGAUUUCCUUGUGGGGGAAAACCUGGCCAACCUGGAAAGGGAAGGGACUGGUUUUCAGUGGAGAUCAGGAGGCAGCGUCAUUUUGGGAAGCUGAUGUGCAGUGUGGUACAGACAGGGACGAACAAGCCGGUUGGGCAGCAUCGUUUUGGGAAGCUGAUGUGCAGUGCGGUACAGACGGGGACGAACAAGCCAGUUGGGAAGCGGGAAGUCUGGGGACGGGGAGCUGGCCAGGGCCUGAGGUCGGCCAGGGGACAGUUCCUGUGGGCAGAGUGAGGAUGCCUAUGGCCACAUCACCGUGCAGUCUUCCCAGCGGCCCCAGAGCACAUGUUCCCACUCUCCCUACCUCUGCAGGUUUGGAUACCAUACACCUCCCACGAGGCGUGGAUCCAGCCUUCCUUCCCACCAUGGCCCAUGUUCCCAGGUGCUAGCUUCCAGUGCUCGGGCUUGCUACCCACGGGCGUCUCUCUGCUCACCACGAUGGCUGUGUCAUUUCUCUUUCAGACCUGAGGAUGGGCAUCUAUCCUCCCCCAGGCCACUGUGCCUAGCUGGCUUCCUUCCUCCAUUCCCAAAUUCCUGUUCUUCUGUCAACCUGCUUGAUGUGUUGGCGUCGCCCUGACUGCUUUCUCCUGGUGGUGCUUGCCUCAUUCCUUAACCUGUUUCAGCUUUCUCAUGUGCCUCUUCCACUUCUAAACCUUCUCAGCUGAUGAGCUGUUCCUCUUUCCAGAGACUGAAGAGGACAGGCUUUCCAGGGUCUUUACUGCCUCAGGAAUCUUGUCUUGUGCUUCCUUUCCUAAGAAGGUUGGGCCCAGGCUUAGGGAGCCCAGUUCUCCGGUGGGUGGGAGCGGGCCACACAUGUGCAAGUCCUUGGGAGGGGUUCCCAGAUCCCCCGGAAGCUGGCAUCCAGCUGCACCCACCAGUGUGUAAGAGGUCCUGGCUAAAAGGAUCUAUGGUAUGGGGCAGAUGUGCUGAUUGGUUCUUUAGUCUAAGAUGGUGGUGGUCAAUUCAUUAGAACCAGGGAACCCCCCUCUUCAACUGACUGCUCAUAAAGGUCCCUGACAGUUACAAUCAGGGGUUGCACACUGGUAGCCAGUAUGCAAAAUCAAAUGUAGCAUCACGGGGGGCUGUUUGGUUAUUGUUUCGUUUUUGGUUGUCCAUGGUUUCAUUUAAAAAUGUUUCAGUUCAUUGCCAACAUCUUAAAAUCUGCAGCUUUUACAUUAAACAUCCAGAUUUCCAGCUUCUCUUGCAAAAACGAGACGCUCUAGCAACACCGAGCCUGCCAUCCUGCUUGGCAACAAUAUGCCGAUGAUAAGUAGUGGGUUUCCAGUUUGCGCAGUCCCCACCCAUCGCUGCUGUUACCCGCGCUAAGGCCGAUAGCAGAACAGUUGCCAUUAUUCAUUUCAUUUGGAUUCCUUUUCUUAUGGUUAGGGAAAGCAGGCAAUAUUCCCUGCACCCAUGUCUAUGAAAAGAAGAAAAGUAAAAGGACCAUGCUUUAAAAAAAAAAAAAAAAAAGUUAAAAGAGUCUCUUUCUUUCUGAAAGUGAAUUUAUGUUUCCUGAAGAUUAAUCUUCUAGGUCCGGAGGUCGAUUUAGAACAGACCGUCUUUGUUUUUCUCUUGAAGUCAGUGAUUCUCAAAGUGGAGUGCCUACAUGUGCAGCAGCUGUAUCAGUUGGGGACUUGUGAGAAAUGCAGAUAGUUGGGUGGGCACCCACACCUACGGAUCCAGAAGCUCGCAGGGUGGGCCCAGCAGACCGUGUCCUAACAGCCCUUCUGAUGUGUGCUGAAGCUUGAGAAUCACCGCUCUGAUGCUCAGGGGGUGGAUAGGACGCCAGCACCUGUUAUGGUCACUUUCUUCUCUCCUUUUAAGACCCAUGGGGGAGAGAGGUGAGGCUCGCCUCGCCAAAGAGAAGUUAAGGAUCUCACUGCCGUGCUCCUCCAGGCAGAGUCGGUACCUGCGGAGAGGGCUGGAGGAGUUCUUUCAGAUUCUGAGAUCUCAGCAAAUCUCAGUCCUGUUUUUUCUAGACAAUUCAGCACUUGCAUCUGUGGGCUCCACAGAUGCCACGUUGAUGAAGAGGCCUAGUGCUUUCUACUGUUCUAGAGAGAUGGUUCCUGGGCUCCCUUCCCAUGGAGCCGGUGGCAUGUGAUCCUACAAACAAGGGCCUCUCCAGGGCGACCAAGCAUUCAGGCACUGGGGGUCCUUGGGUGAAAAUAUGCCAGUUCUUUAAAAUCAUAUUGGCAAGAGCCAGCCACGUAUGUACAUUUCAGAUCUAGCAUUGGUAACUCAGACUGCUGUUUUCAUAGAAGAUCGCUUGGCCUCCUUCAGCUUUCUCUCUGAUGGCUUUAGUUACUUUAAUGGGCAGUCCAUGUGAGCCAAGAAACCACGUCUUUUCUAAAUGUAUUUACUUGGAGGGCCCUAGGCCUGCAAAGCCAUUGAUGAUCUUUUCCCCUUGGUCCAUUUUAUUCAUUUGUGGUUUGGAGACUCCUGAGAGCAUUUAAGUAGCCCAGACCCCUCCUACGAAAAUAUAGAUAAAUGUAUGGGCAGUACUUUUGUCCCUGCCUUCUGGGUUCCCGCUCUUCCCCCGCCUUGGUGCACGGGUGACCCCAGGAAAAUAAGAAACUUACUUUCUACGUGAGCUGAAAACCCUACUCAGAGACCAGGAAGAACUCCAUCUAGCCAAUGUGUGUUUAUUGUGUACAUUUUCUGUGCCUGGGGAUGGAUUUGAGUAGGACAUAAUUGUUCUCAAGGAGCUCCCAUGCGUAAGGGAUGAAGGCCACUCAUCGCAGGCCACCCAAAGGAGAGCCGCUGCGGGGGUGAAGUGUGGCUAUGCACAGGGGAGGAGAAGCUGGGCAUGGGCAGGGGCUCAGUUGCCCAGGAGACAACCCCAAAAUGAGGAGCUUGACCGCUAGACAGAGCAAGGUGGUUCCCCUUCUGGGUUGGAGAGUUGAACCCAGGCUUCCAGAAUUCAGCCUACACAGGAGGGGCUUUCUGGUGACUGAGCGUGAGUGUGUCAGGGUGAGGACGGAGUCUGUGGCAGCCUGUACCACUUGCUCUGCAUGAGUGGACAGGGGCUGCCUUCUGGGGCUCCCAGCUCUGCCAGCUGAAAAAACUGCUCACAGCUACGCAGUGUGUGACACUCAGUUGGCAUCCUUCUAGGGUAUCAUUUCACUCAGGGGUGCUGGUCAGGGCUCUUUGCUGUGAAGAUGCUUCUCUUGGUCGUAUCCUACCCUCCCUCUUAGUCCUGUUUCUCCCCUUUGGGACCCUCCCACCAGUUAAUGAGGCCCCCCACAGGCAAUCUGCUGUUACCUUCUCCCUGAUUAUCAAUUUGACAAUUGAUCAAGGCCUUGGCAGGUCAUGGUUUCGACUGUAACUUCCACCCUGGAGGAUUUGCCUUUGGAUAUCGGAUUCCUAGACACCGCGGAGGAGCCUCAGAAGCCUGGUAUGGUCCCCCCGCCGCCGGGAGAAGAAAGCCAGACGGUCAUCCUUCCACCUGGCUGGCAAAGCUACCUGUCACCUCAGGGCCGGCGGUACUAUGUCAACACGACCACCAAUGAGACCACCUGGGAACGUCCCAGCAGUUCUCCUGGGAUUCCAGCCAGCCCUGGCUCUCACAGGAGCUCUCUGCUUCCAACAGUGAAUGGAUACCACGCGUCAGGGACCCCAGCGCACCCUCCAGAGACUGCCCACAUGAGUGUCCGAAAAUCCACCGGUGAUUCCCAGAACCUGGGAUCCUCAUCACCAAGCAAAAAGCAGAGCAAGGAAAACACCAUCACAAUAAACUGUGUGACGUUCCCUCACCCAGACACGAUGCCGGAACAGCAGCUGCUGAAACCAACCGAGUGGAGCUACUGCGACUACUUCUGGGCUGAUAAGAAGGACCCGCAAGGCAACGGCACUGUGGCUGGGUUUGAACUCCUGCUCCAGAAGCAGCUGAAAGGCAAACAAAUGCAGAAGGAAAUGUCAGAAUUCAUCCGGGAAAGGAUAAAGAUUGAAGAAGACUAUGCGAAGAACUUAGCUAAGCUCUCUCAGAACUCCUUGGCUUCUCAGGAGGAAGGCUCCUUGGGCGAGGCGUGGGCCCAGGUGAAGAAGAGCCUGGCGGACGAAGCAGAAGUUCACCUCAAGUUCUCUGCCAAGCUUCACAGCGAGGUAGAGAAGCCCCUGAUGAACUUCCGUGAGAACUUCAAGAAAGACAUGAAAAAGUGUGACCACCACAUUGCCGACCUUCGCAAGCAGCUCGCCAGCCGCUAUGCCUCGGUGGAGAAGGCCCGGAAAGCCCUCACAGAGCGGCAGAGAGACCUGGAGAUGAAGACCCAGCAGCUGGAGAUCAAGCUGAGCAACAAGACAGAGGAGGACAUCAAGAAGGCGCGGAGGAAGUCCACACAGGCUGGAGAUGACCUCAUGCGCUGUGUGGACCUCUACAACCAGGCCCAGUCCAAGUGGUUUGAAGAGAUGGUGACCACCACAUUGGAGCUAGAGCGGCUGGAGGUGGAGAGGGUAGAGAUGAUCCGGCAGCACCUGUGCCAGUACACGCAGCUGCGACAUGAAACAGACAUGUUCAACCAAAGCACAGUUGAGCCCGUGGAUCAACUGCUUCGAAAAGUGGACCCGGCCAAAGACCGGGAGCUGUGGGUCAGAGAGCACAAGACGGGCAGCAUACGCCCUGUGGACAUGGAGAUCUAGAUGGGCCUGUGCAGCUUCGGGGGGGUCCUGGUGGGGAGGGGACUGGGCUCCCACCUGGGGCCCAUGCUGAGUGGAUGCCCCCACCCUCUCUCCUGGGCCACUGAGGAGAGGGCAGAGAGCUGGUGAUUCCAGCAGGGUGACUCGGACGGCUUAGCUGGGGGCUGCCCCGCAUUCCCAGGCCCAGGAGACAGACCCACAGCCCUGCCCUUGUCUCUGAGGCUGAAGACCCCCCGAUUUCCGUGCUGUGCUUGCCGCUCUGAAACAAACGGAGGCUGGAACUUUGUGGUCCCUGCCGAGUUUUGUAGGGGUCACCGUCACAUGCUUGUGCCCUGGAAGCCCCAAGGCUCUUCCUCCAGCUGGCUCCCUUGUCUCCAGGGCUUUGGAGGAUCAGGGGAGGGAGGUCUCUGUCUCUAAGCCAGGUGUCAGGAUCAGAAUCAUGGGUAGAAGGUGCCAUUCAGCUCACAGCCGCACCCAGAAUCCUUUGCAGCCCUCCUUCUUUAUUUUUUCCCAUUGCAUUCUGGGAGUCCACAUCUGGCUUGCUCAGCCACUGUUCAUCACCAGGGGUUUUAGGAGGAAGGCUUGGCUCCUGUCUUCCCAGACCCACCAUGCCUGGAGAGGUCAGGAUGGAACUACCUCAUUCGGCAAAUUAGCCCCAAAUCGGGCGCUGCGUCAUGUGUCCUAUGAGAUCAGGCGCCGUCUGUAAAGUCUCCUCUGGAAAUGCCAAUCCAUCCUUCCCCCAGCUGCUUCCUCGGGGAGGCCCCUGCCCCCACCCUGCCCCCACCCUGCCACCCCUUCCCAGUCUCAUUAGAGGAAGCUUUCCAAAGUUCUCAGUUAUCAAGACCUCAUCCAGCUCAUCCAAAGGCUUCAGGGAUGGAAACAAACCAGCUCGUCUCAGAGGCCAGCAAGCUGGGGGGCCUGUCCGCCACUUUGCCCUCUGCACCUUUGGGCUGCCCUGGCCCCCACUCUCCCAGGCCGCCCACCACAGGCUCUUAAUGGGGCCGGGUCAGUCCUACAUGGGAGAUGGGUUAGGGCAAGUCUUUGUCAUCCCCCAGAUGGCUCUGUCUUCUUGUAUAUGGCAGGGCUGGGACUGCUGUCCCUUGUAUGGUUUUCUGUCACUGGUGGGCACUGGACAGGCAUAGCAGACUCUCUUGUGGCCACACUGGGUUGUUGCCUUUCAGACAGUGUCCCGCCACCUUUGCUUCCAGCUCCUUCUGGACGUUCCAGAGCCCUGCACCAAACCCUUACUUGGUGACGGCACCUUCUUUCCGUCUCUCCGUCUUCCAGUCCCUGGAAAAGUCUGGUCUGAGUGUGACUUGGGAAGCUUUCAGUGCUGCUGUUUGGUCCAGCUCAUUACUUUCUCCACCACUGCAAACACAUUCUCCACCAUGUCAGUCUAAAGACUCAGCCCCAAGGGCUGGGAGAAGCAUGAGCAAGGGGCAGAUUCUAGUCGGGAACCCGUACCCUGAAAAUCCAUCUCUCUCCUUCUUUGCCAUUGACCACUUUGGGUUUGACCUGCAUAUCUGCAGCGAGGGCAGAAUUCAAGAAGCACAACUUACUGGUCUUUCAGUCUUAAUGUGCUAGAAACCGAUGACUUACUAAUCUCUAAUUUUUUGGCGCCUCCAUCAUUGAAUGAGAAUUGCUUUCUUAUAGUUCGCAUUAGAAAAAUGCCUAAUAUACUAAAGUAAACCAAACAUUGUUACUUUUCUCUUGUUCUUGAAGCAUGGCAACCAAAAAGGCUGAUGCAAAGGCCUUCACCGACAUGAAGACCUCCUGGUAGGAUCUGUCCAUGGAAUUCAGAACCACUCAGUCCAGAUCUGGAGUUGGGUCAUGACACCAGCUACCAAUUUUAGAAUAUUAUUUCUUGGUUUCUUUAUGAAAAAUGGGUGCUAGUGGUAAUUGCUUUGUGGCUUAGUAAACUACUUUGUGGAUGAUUUCCAAACAUUCAAAGCCAACAGCCUUGUUAUUAACAAGGUAUUUUGAGUACAGUAUGGUUCAUUGACUCUUCCAUUUCCAUCUGAGGAUUCCAGAGUCCUCUCUUCAUCCCUGGGAUAGAGUGAGCCCUCUUGCGUCUUCCAGGGUAGCUCAAGUUGGCCCAGUUUGGGCCAGUCCAUUUUUGGAGGUCACUCUUUCCCCCUCAUCCCCUCCUUCUCUUUACCCCCUUCACGUACUUCCUUUCUUUCUUCCCUCUGUUAAUUCAUUCAUCAAGCAAGUUAAAGCCAUUGGGCUACGAUCUAAUCUGAGGACACCAUAUGGCCCUGUCAUCAGGGAAGCCCAUGAUCUCUCUUUUUCAGGGGCCUUACAAGUCAGCAACCUUGGCAUUCAUAUAUAGGUACUCUGCAGAAUUUAAGUUUUCAGAGGUAAGUCUGUUGCGCUGAUUUAUCUACGUUCAUUUGUUCAACAAAUGCUCAAGACAAGCCAGGCAUGCUGAGAAGUGGCGCUGUAGUUGUAAGAUGGGCAUUCCUCUGCUCUCCUCUAUUCUCCAUGUUGACAGGGAAGAGUAUAAUAAGAGCAUUGUGCGCUCUCCACACUUAACCCUCUGGGAUUCUUUAUUAUAAAUAUAAACUACUGUCGUGAGGCAUUUACCUAUUGGAUGGAAGGUAGACAGCAACAAGAUUUUAAUCACCUGGUCACCAGACCCUCACGGCCCAUAUCCAACUCGAAUUUCAGAAAUUUCUUUGUUUGCUUUAAAUAACUCUUUACAAAUAAGGGCUGGGCACGGUGGCUCAUGCCUGUAAUCCCAGCACUUUGGGAGGCUGAGGUGGACGGUUCACGAAGUCAGAAGAUCGAGACCACCCUGGCUAACACGGUGAAAUCCCAUCUCUGCUAAAAAUACAAAAAAUUGCCCAGGCGUGGUGAUGCGUACCUGUAGUCCCAACUACUUGGGAGGCUGAGGCAGGAGAAUUGCUUGAACCUGGUAGGUGGAGGUUGCAGUGAGCCAAGAUCGUGCCACUGCACUCCAGCUUGGGCGACAGAGCAAGACUCCAUCUCAAAAAAAUUAAAAAUAAAUAACUCUUUACAAAUAGGAAAGUGAAGCCCAAGGGUACCCAGUGAGGCUGUGAAAUGGCCAGUGAAUUAAGAGCAGGGUUGGAGUCGACAGUCCAGACCCCUGUCCGUGUGAACAGGGGCCCCUUUCUGGUUGAAAUCAAGAUUAGGAUGCAACUGAGAGAAUAAAAGACUGCACUUUGGAGUGGCAAGCACGCUCUCUGGGUUGUUGUUUUGUUUUAUGUCUUGGUGCUGAGGUGAGGACUUAGCUGGGUUUAUUCAAAGUGAGUGAGUCUGGGCUAUUCUUGAGAACCUCCAUUCCCUUUCUGAGAACAAGUCAGCCCCUUCUACCUGCCUCCACCCAAGAGACUAAUGCACAAGAUCUGUUUGUGAAAGCCUGAUUUAAAAAGAAAAAAAAAAAUCCUUAAGCCAAAUGGUGUUCCAAGUUGGUUGCCAUGAGAACCUCCAGGAAGAGCCACUUGUUACCCUCUAUUCUUUCUAGUGCUUUCCAUCAGUGGCAACAUGUAGGCCACUUGGACUGUGGAGAUGGUGGCCCUGAGAUUCUGUCAGUGGGACCAUCCUGGGCCUCCUUUCUACCUCCACUCAGCGCCCUGUUGGCCAAGGAGAAUUUCUGCGGUGGGAGGCAGUGCUCCACUGGUCAGGGUUGAUAAACAGCCAGGCACACCGCAACAGUGUACCAACGAAUUCACCAACCAGAGGUUUGUUUCCCUACUCUAUGUGAAAACCAAUCAAUUACUAGAUGAGUGGAUGGAUGCGUAAAAAUCUGGGCUGAGCCAAAGUCCCUUUUGGAAAUACAAGCCAUGAAAUUCGAAGGACAUGAGAGACCUUGGCUUGUUUAGGUGAUUUUACUUCCAGCUGCAGGUAGUCUUGACAAGGAGCGUAUAGACAGAAGGCUAGAGAUGUACUCCUUGUGUAGGUAGGAGAGAGUACUUCUCAUGUUAAGUGGGGUACAGAUCGGCUGCCCGCCCACAGAUUGGCUGAUAGCCUGGAUAUCGUCUUAUCCCCAUAAUCCUUCCAUCCCUAUAAGGCCCAUUGCCACCACCUUUUCCCAGGUUUUUUGAGGUAUGAUUGACAUCCAGUAAAAUUCACCCUUUGGAAAUAUACAGUUCUGUGAAUUUUGACAAAUUUAUUGUCUUGUGAUCAUCACCAAGAUCAACCUGUUUUUAUCACUCCAAAAAAUUCCCUCCUCCUGCCCUCUUUUCCUGGCAACCCUGAUUGAUUAUCUGAUCCUAUAAUUUUGCCUUUUCUAGAAUGUCAUAUAAAUGGAGUCACACUGAUGUAGCCUUUUGAGUCUGGCAUCUUUCCCUCAGCUUAAUGGUUUUGAGUCAUUCACGAUGUAUGUGUGAUUUGUUCCUUCUCGUUGCCAGGAAGUAUUUCAUUGCAUGGAUGCACUACUCUGCUUCUUUAUUUUUACACUGAGCCGUUUGCCCUGGAAGUUCUUGGCCCAGGGUCUUCAGCUUGUUUGCACGACCACUUCCAGCUUGCUGCUUCCUUCAGCUCCCCAGGCUCCUCCUCCAAAUGCCAGCUGUGCCCACAAGCUGUUCUUAGAGCUCACCUUCGCCUUUUUGGCUCGUGGUAGGUUUUUGGUAGUACAGAAAGAAGCCAGGGAUGGGAGGGGAAGGGAUGGAUGGGUGCUCAAUUGCUGCUCACGUCUGCUGCAACCUGAAGCCUGCAUCUCAGCCAGUAGAUCUGCUCCCUUCUGGGACCCAGGCUUCAGUGUCACAUGGUCCUUGGCGUGUAUUGGGCGUUGGGGGCUUGGAAAGGUGGGCAGCAACAGCAUGGACAAGAAGGCUGGGGCUGGCCCUGGGGCUUAUCAUGAUGCUUUCCUGGAUCUGUUGCUUCAUCUGCAAGCUGAGGGUGUGUGUUCUAGAUGAGUGUCUCAGGCCACCGGCAACUGCGUGUACCUCCUCCCCUUCUCGUUUCCAAUGAUGUACCCUGUACACGUGUUCAUGCUGUCUCUGGCUCUCAUCUGCACAGUCGUGCAUAGAAUUGCCUCAAGUCCUGGUGAGAGAGAGAGAGAGAGACGCCCUGGCACUUUUCCAGUAGCUAAAAUUAAGAGUUUUAUGAGCUGUUAAGAAUGAGGUAGUUUCUCCUAGGACCCCCAAAGAAAGUGCAAGUAAUGACCUUCUGAAGGUUGGGUCUCCUUCACCAAUCUUGGAUAGUAUGUUCUGGAGUCCGCUCCCCAGGAACCAGGACAGGUGUGCAGAUGGAGUCUUUGCUGCAGCUGGAGCCUUGCUCCGCUGGUGGUCACAGAGCCUGGCCUGUGCCUGCACCCCACUGGAUGGUGGUAUGUGGUGGCAGGGACAGGACCACAUCCAGCUAAGGCCAGACCGGGCUGAGUGUGACCUCCGAGGUAGACAAUCCUCUAAGCUAUGUCUUGUUCAUGCCCCCUGCUCAGUGGAAGGUGAGCCCCGAGACCAGUUGGGUACCUCUCUAUGCGAACCAGAGACAUUUCUGGAUCCAGAGCAGGUGAAGAUUAGGGCCAGGAAGCCUGAGCUCCCGGGUCCUCAAGGUAGGGAGCCAAGGAGGCUGCCAGGACUCUGCUGGGUGGAAUUUUGCCAGGGAGGACUCUUGUCUCCCUCUCAGGAGUAUUUCCGUUGAGGCUUUCCUGGAGGUGAAGAAGUAAUUCCCGUUGCAGCAGGUUAGAGCGAGAAUCAGACAGCAAAAACCAGUUCGCUUCUCCCCACGUUCUAAAUGCCGGGACGUGGCUGUCAGGAGGCUUUGCUGGAAGGUGUCUCUGGGGGUGACGUGAGCUUGGGGUGAUGGCCUUUGGAGAUUGCGUGUGGUGUUCGGGACUGUUCCUUGGUGUUUGAGGGAAACUUUAGUGAGAUUGCAGUGGAAUGUAAAGAGGUCAGGGCACGUGGGUGCUCUCUCAGGGUGGGGUGACUUGGAGACCUAGAGGGAAAGCCUGCUAUGCAGCGGGAGGGCACAGGACUGGCCUUGCUCUGCUGCCUCCUUUGUCCUAUAACCUGAAGUUAAGUCACAUCCCCUGUUGGGACUUCCAUGCACUCAUCUGUCAAGUGGGGAUACCUCCCUUCCAGCAUCACCCGCAUCAGACGGGCUGUCGGGAGUCGUGGGUUCCAGGCAGCUGUGUGGACCCAGGGACAGACAUUCAAAGGGACGCCAGCCAUCCUUGGUGACAGGGGCCCCAACUUAGCAUCCCUUCCCUUCCCUUAAGAAGGAGAUGAGCAGAGAGAACCCCUUCACAGACACGAGCACAUCGGCAAACCCUAUGAGAGUGGAAUUUUCUAACAAAAUAAACUUGCUUGUUUGAUCUGUUUUCUGUAACUUUUGCUAAAUACUUUAUACAUUUUUCAUGUUAAAGAGCUGUGUCUCCCGCCAGCACUUCUCACCCCGGUAUGAAUGUGUGUCCUCCACAUUGUAUAUCCUUCCACCCUCUGGCUGCCUAGAUCAGUAAAUAAAAUUGAUGUAAUAUAAUUUAUAAGUAACACUGUUGAAACCCUGAUCCCAGUGGAGGCUGUAACCCACCUGCCCCCGCCCCACUCCAACCCCUGUUAUCGCAUUUGUGUGUAUUAAUGCUGAAGAAUUAAAUGUUUAAAGAGUUUAAAUUUUGAAGGCGUUUGCUAUAUACAGUUGUCCUGCAUUAUUAUAAAGAGUUUUCAGGAAGUUAAA
Messenger RNA from Piliocolobus tephrosceles (Ugandan red Colobus), 11636 nucleotides. It is a transcript of the gene GAS7, whose product is annotated as growth arrest specific 7. Gene Ontology annotation, cellular component: cytoplasm; plasma membrane; clathrin-coated pit. Lineage: Eukaryota; Metazoa; Chordata; Mammalia; Primates; Cercopithecidae. Gene Ontology annotation, biological process: clathrin coat assembly; neuron projection morphogenesis; clathrin-dependent endocytosis. The record is from RefSeq and is a predicted model, not a curated record. The transcript has 14 exons. The coding region runs from base 3675 to 5000 and encodes 441 amino acids. Gene Ontology annotation, molecular function: protein binding.